UCAAAGUCCCACACGCUGCAUGUGAGGUGUCCAGGGGAAAAAUGAAAAGUUGCUCUUGAGAUUGUUGUUUUGUGUUUGUUUAAUUAUUGAGCUCUCUGGGAGGUGGGUGUGCUGUGGAAGGGGGGAUGAAAACGAGUCACUAGAGGCUCUCCAAACCAAAAGACAACCUGAUCAGCGAGAAGAGGUUCAACACAAGCGACCUCCCACGCCUACCUGGAGCUGCAGCACACCUGCGGGCGGCCGGCUCCCAGUGCAGUGGUGGUUACCCUCAGCUGAAACAGGGCCUUUGCUGGGUGGAGGCAGCACGCUGCAGCCAGGACCUGUCACAUUACUCUCAGCUCCACAGUGGGACGAGGGCACCUGAAUACAGGCUGUGAGGGAGGGUAAGAGAGUGUGAGUGAGACUAAACCAAACACAGGGAGAGAAGGAGAAGCCUCGGCAGCAGCAACAGAGUCCAAGUUGGGACUUUCUGGGAGACACUUCAAGAGGAUCACAGCUGUGUGUCUCUAGAGAUUGUAGUUUAAGGCGUUCCAGCUGUAAGACUUUGGAUCCGUUUGAAAAAGAGGCAGAAUGGAUAAGGAUGCUCUGUAUGACUAUGAGUACCCGGACCUGGAUCCCUUGCCAACAAAAAGGGAAGCAGAAAUAAUCCCUCCAUGUGACCCCACUGCUGACGACAGGCUCUACCAUAUAUGCAUCACUGCAAUAUCUCUCGUUGUCAUGCUGAUCCUAGCGAUCUUAGCCCGGCGUACGAAGGUGGGCGACAGACAGAAAGGACUUCCAGGUUUACUCAGUCCGGUCAACUUCCUGGACCAUACGCAGCACAAGGGCCUGGCAGUGGCUGUGUUUGGAGUUCUCCUGUGCAAACUGUGGGGCCUGAUCGUAUCGCCAAACCCCCUCCCCUUCACGACAGACACGGAGAAUAAACAGAACUGGGUUAUUCUGGGAGUCUUCUACUACCCAGCGCUGUACUAUCCUCUCCUGGCAUGCGGCACUUUACAUAAUAAAGUCGGCUAUGUCCUCGGUAGCCUCUUGUCGUGGACGCACUUUGGUGUUUUGGUCUGGCAGAAAAUCGACUGUCCCAAAUCACCUCUGAUACACAAACACUACUCCCUUUUCUCCAGCCUGCCCCAGAUAGCUUGCUUGGCAUUCCUUAGUUUCCAGUACCCGCUUCUUCUGUUCAAGGGCUUGAAGGGCACUGAGAAGAACAAUGCCACAGAGGACCUCGGCAGCAGCUACUACAAAGAUUACGUGAAGAAAAUGCUCAAGAACAAGCCGAGCAAACUCAGUGCAACGAACACAGAGACGCCCAAGCUCCCUCAAAGAAUCCUCGAUGCCGUGAAGUCGUACAUUUACACACCAGAGGAGGCCUUCCGUUUUCCCUUGAAGCUGGCUAUAUCUGGUGUAGUGUCAUUUAUAACCCUGUAUCAGGUGGCUCUUCUCCUGAUUUCCACGGUGGUGCCUCCCCUCCAGCUCGCCCGCUCGGGAGUCGAUGAAGACAUCGCCAACGUUUUAGCUGGUUUCAAGAUCAUGCUGUCUCCGGACAAACACGAGGUGGUCAGGAUCGUGGUUUAUUACAUGUGGUGUGUGGAAGUGUGCUACAUCUCAUCAAUGACCUUGUCUGCUUUGGUCAACCUGGCUAUGCUCAUGCGCUCCAUGGUUCUGCAUCGAUCCAACCUGAAGGGGCUGUACAGAGGAGACAUCUAUAAUGUUUAUAACUGCCAGAGAAGCAUCAGGGCUUCGCGGCCGGCGCUGGUCUGCUGGAUGGGAUACACCAGCUUCACAGCUGCUCACAUCUUCAUCGGCAUGAUCAUCCAGACCAUGGUGUUCUUCCUCUGCCUCCUGGUCGCCAUCUUCCUCAUCAUCAUGCCCAUCCUGCACGGACAGAAUCUGAUCCUCUUUCAGAUCCUCUUGAGCAUGUGGCCCUUCUGGCUGAUGAUCAUCUUGGCUGUGUUGAUCCAACAUAUCACCGGCAGGUUUUGCUUCAUCAAAAAAACAGCAGGCACACGGGACCUGGACAACAGGGGUAAUCUGUUCCUGCUCACCUACCUGCUGUUCCCAGUCAAUGUUCUGAUCGGGGUGCUCCUGGCAGUGUGGCGCUUGAUCAUCACAGCCCUGUUCAACAUCGUCCACAUGGGGCGGAUGGAUAUCAGUCUUCUUAACCGCAAUGUGGAGGCAUUCGACCCAGCCUACCGCUGCUAUGCUCAUUAUCUGAAGAUUGAGGUGAGCCAGUCUCACCCUGUGAUGAAGGCCUUCUGCGGAUUGCUGCUGCAGUCAGUGGGCCAGGAGAGCAACACUGCACAGAGGUCACGGGACGCUGAAGAGGGGAUCCAGCUGGUCCAGCAGGAGAAGAAACAGCACAAAAUAUCCAGUGCCAAGAGGGCCCGCAGGCACUGGCAGCUCCUCUACACCCUGGUCAACAACCCCUCCCUGGUGGGCACCAGGAAGCACUUCCAGCGUCAGGCCGCAGAGAGCUUUCUGAAUGGAAGCCUCAACCGCAGCGCCAAGGAGGGGAGCAAGAAGGAGGCGGCGACCAAGGAGGCGGAGGCCACUGCCAGCAACUGAGAGCGAAUGUGACCACGGUUGAGGAUCGGCUGCAAAGCCGCUCCUUUUGGUUUCGGGAAAAAUUCUACAGUCAUAUUAUUUUUGCUCACACCUGCUGUAGAUGUGUCUAAUAAGUGCACUUACGGUUCAGUGCCACAUGUAGAGAUACUCCCCAAACCUUUCCUGUCUGGAGACGGUGCGUCCACUUCAUGCUCUUUAUGUCCCCCUGGUUGUUUAUAUGUGAGGGCUGCGGUCUCCAGUCAGGUGGAGAAGCUUGUGUGUGGCACUGACAUCCCAUCCAACCACACUCAUUAUGUGUCAUUUUCAACACGUUGACGUGCUUAUUUUGGGAUAGCACUCGUUUGCUUAAUGUUUCGACCUGUAGGUUAAUCACAUGCUCUCCAGUCUCAUCAUGUAGUGCAGAUAAUGCAGAUGUGGUAGUCGCCCAAACUGAACACAUGGAUGUACAAUCCACUGAAGCACCCUCUUAAAAGAGAGUAUUAUUAAUAUAUAGAGCAUUACACUAUUUAUGAAUAUACAGAAUGAGGGGUUUUCAUAGCCUGGAUGAUAAUUGUUUUGUUUUUUUCAAUUGUACACAUUUUGUGUAAUUAUCAAUAACCUGUGGAACAGGAAAGGCAAAUGAAACUGUUUAUUUUCUGUUUUAUUUGUAGAUCUUUAAGUCCAAAACCACUUGCUGCUACCAGCAUUUUCUUAUUGUCGUCGAAACUCUUUUUGUUUGUUUUUUGUUGGCUUCUAACAUUCACAAACAUUUCAUCGUUUGUCCCUGAAUUUACAUUUAAAAAAUUUCGACUUUUAAGUUAAAAUAUGAACACUCGAAUUUUCCUUCUGAUUACUGUGAAAAUAAAAGUGAAACAAAAGUU
This is a messenger RNA of Acanthopagrus latus (yellowfin seabream), 3422 nucleotides long. It is a transcript of the gene stra6, whose product is annotated as signaling receptor and transporter of retinol STRA6. Gene Ontology annotation, cellular component: plasma membrane. Lineage: Eukaryota; Metazoa; Chordata; Actinopteri; Spariformes; Sparidae. The record is from RefSeq and is a predicted model, not a curated record. Gene Ontology annotation, molecular function: signaling receptor activity; retinol transmembrane transporter activity. The coding region runs from base 571 to 2562 and encodes 663 amino acids. The transcript is spliced from 19 exons. Gene Ontology annotation, biological process: vitamin A import into cell.